This is a messenger RNA of Fusarium falciforme, 573 nucleotides long. RefSeq lists its product as hypothetical. Bases 1 to 573 code for a protein of 190 amino acids. The transcript has a single exon. The record is from RefSeq and is a predicted model, not a curated record. Lineage: Eukaryota; Fungi; Ascomycota; Sordariomycetes; Hypocreales; Nectriaceae.
AUGUCGCGCUACGCUGAAGCCCACGUUAAGCCAAACGGCCCUGGUGACGCGCGCCCGACGGCCCUGCAAAUCAUCAAGGACGAGGGCGUUGAAGGCAAGCUCAAGGGCAAGGUCAUUGUCAUCACCGGUACGUCUUCCGGCAUCGGCAUCGAAACCACUCGCGCCCUGGCCACCACCGGCGCCACCCUCUUUCUCACCGCCCAAAACGUCAGCAAGGCCCAAUCCGCCCUCACUGGUAUCUUUAAACCUUCUUGUAUGGAGAUUAUCGAAAUGGACCAGGCAAACCUUUCUUCCGUCCGCGCCGCCGCUACCGCCAUUCUCGCCAAGACCUCCAAUAUUCACCUCCUCAUAAAUAAUACCGGCAUCAUAGCCAUCCCCGACCUACGCCUAACCGCCAAUAGCCACGAGCUCCAGUUCGAUACGAACCACCUCUCGCAUUUCCUCUUCUACAAGCUCUUAGAGCCCGCUCUCCUCGCUGCCGCCUCCCUCGACCUCCCGUCCCGCAUCGUCAAUCUCACUUCCUCGGCCCACAUCAUCCAAGGGAUCAAUAACUCCAACAAUUACGACUUCUAA